Molecule: messenger RNA, 4203 nt
Organism: Saxophila tyrrhenica
Lineage: Eukaryota; Fungi; Ascomycota; Dothideomycetes; Mycosphaerellales; Extremaceae
Gene: ucp12
Product: putative ATP-dependent RNA helicase ucp12
Exons: 2
Coding region: 1-4203 (1400 amino acids)
Cellular component (GO): intracellular anatomical structure
Molecular function (GO): RNA binding; ATP binding; protein binding
Source: RefSeq, a predicted model, not a curated record
AUGCCUCAGGCGUAUGUGCCUUCGACCACACCCAACCGCUCGACUUCGAGACGAUUAAAGCGGGAGAAGGAGAUGGUCAACAAACCGCAUGCUCCCCGAGCGCAGGGGAACAAGAACAAUAAGAAGCCGGUAGCUGCUACUGCGAAUGGCGAAGAUACCUCGUUCAUAGUCUUUGGGAACGACAAGCCUUCGAAGACGGGGAAGCAGGAUGCGCCAGCGCCCGCCGCUGGAUCAAGUGCUGCCAACAUCAAUGGAAAAGCUGCGACUGCAAAGGACGGCACGCAGCCAGAGCCAGAGAAGAAGCCGGACACCAGGACACUCAUAGCUGGCUCAUCAUGGACGGGCAAGCUUCCCAUGACGCUCUUCAACGAGCUAUGUCAGAAGCAGAAGUGGGAAAAGCCGGAGUACACCAUCCACAGGAAUGCAAGCGGCUUCAGCGGUGGGGUCAUCCUGCGGAAGAAGAAUCCCAAGACGCAGGAGGUUACUCAACUGCCUCCUAUACUGCCACCACUGGAAUACCAGCGAGAGAAGGCGCAAGAGAGUGCGAUAGAAGCAAGGCACUUUGCAGCCGCAUACGCUCUUUUUCGUGUGGCGAACAUGAAAAAUAUCCACAUGACCUUACCACCACAGUAUCGUGACCUGUGGAAAGGUGAUUUCGAGUCGCUGAAGAAAGAAGCGCGAUUGUCUGGGAAAGGCUAUCUAUACGAGGCCGACCCGUUUCUGGCCAAGAAGCAGCAUGACGAAGCUGAAGUAGCUAAGGUUAAAGCACGAGGGGACAAGGCCAAGCAACAAGAAGAGGACAAGAAGCAGCAGGUUGUCAGUCUUGAUGGGCAGGUGCAGAGCAAGCAUGUCCUUCGAGGUUGGCAGAAGGCUCCGAAGGUCGAGAUGGGCUUGAAGACAAGGCGUGAGGUGGAGCGGCUGGUGCGAUCAGACGGCACCUGGAAUUCCAACGGCGUCCGGCUGAGUCCUACGGAGACACGAAACAUCUGCGACGACCUCUCACGGAUCGGCUUUCGCCGGAGUCAUGUUGAAGAAGCGACAGAAUCUUGCAAAGAUCGCGAAGAGUGCCUCGAGUGGCUGCUCAUCCACGUCCCUGAAGAUGACCUGCCGAAAUGGGCUUUGCCUGAGAACUAUCUGGCGGGAGUCAGUCUGGCCAGUGGGGAUCUUCGGAAGGAGGGCAAGCUCAAGCGUCUCUGUGCUGCCGGGUAUCCGACCGAAGUGGCUGCCGAUGCCUUGGAGAAGUGCUCAGGGGAUGAAGCCAAAGCUGCGGAGCUUUUGCAGUCUCAAUUGCUUGAGGUUGAGCCUGAUUCUUCUGAGGCGUCUCAAGCUUCCAGCGAGACCUGGGACGAAGAGCUUGUAACAUUAGAAGCAAUUCUGGGAGAUAGGUUCACAAACCACGACAGAAUAUGUACGAUAUCUUUGGAGCUUUCCAUACCAGCCGGCAAGCCUGUGCUCCUACGCGCUCGUCCGCCCACUCUAGGCUACCCUGAAGCUCUACCCAUCCUGUCUAUUGAGGCUGAACUGCCAGCCUACAUUCGACUCAGCAUACUGAAACGCUGUCUGAACUUUGCAGCUACAAGCCUCAAGGGCGAGCAGAUGCUAUACAGCAUUGUGGACUGGCUCGAAGCAGAGGUCCCUGCCAUCAUCGACAAGCCUGGCAAGCUUAGCGACAUCGCAUCUGCCACAUCUGCACCCAGUGAUACAUCAAGACAAGCGGUAUCGAGGACCAAAGCGCGAAGGCGGAUGCCUAACCCGAUCUCUUGGGCCCAAAAUACGCCGGCUAGCGUUCAAGUGAUGAACGCAUGGCAGGCCAAACAAGCUACACCGGAACAAACGCGGAUGAUUGAGGCUCGUCAGAAACUCCCGGCUUGGAGACUACAAGAUGCAAUUGUAUCCUCUGUCAACAGCAACCAGGUCACCAUCAUAUCGGGAGAGACUGGUUCUGGCAAGUCCACUCAAGGUGUGCAAUUUGUACUCGACGACAUGAUCAAGAGAUGCUUCGGAGCACAAGCCAACAUCAUCUGUACCCAACCUCGCCGUAUCUCUGCACUAGGGCUUGCAGAUCGUGUUGCAGAUGAGCGAUGCGGUAGAGUGGGGGAUGAGGUUGGGUACGCUAUCCGCGGCGAGUCGAAGCACAAGCCGGGGAUCACGAAGCUCCAGUUUGUGACCACUGGUGUACUUCUGAGGAGACUUCAGACAUCCGGAGGCAGUCCGGAGGACGUCGUCAAGAGUCUAGCGGACGUGAGCCACAUCGUCAUUGACGAGGUCCACGAGCGCAGCCUGGACACAGACUUUUUGCUGGUGCUGCUACGAGAUGUUCUCAAGAAGCGGAACGACCUGAAGCUCAUCCUCAUGAGCGCCACCCUGGAUGCUGCAGUCUUCGAGGACUACUUCAGAGGAGCGGCAACAGUAGGACAAGUGCAGAUCGAGGGUCGGACAUACCCAGUUCAAGAUCUUUAUCUCGAUGAUGUGCUUCGAAUGACAGGGUUCGCGCCCCCAGAGGAAGAGGACGCGGCAGACAAUUACCAUGAUCAAGACCCGCGAAAUCAGAGCAACGGACCGGCCCCGGUUGCCAAAGCUCUCCGCGCCGUAGGCACAAGGAUUAACUACGACCUUCUUGCUCGCACAGUACAGUAUAUCGACAACGAGCUGGGUUACGAGGAUGGUGGUAUCCUCAUCUUCUUGCCUGGAGUGGGCGAGAUCAACCAAGCAAUAUCCGCCAUGCGAGGCAUACCCGGCCUCUAUCCGUUACCAUUGCACGCAUCGCUGCAAAGCUCUGAACAGCGACUAGUCUUCAAGAAGCCAUCUUCAGGCCUUCGAAAGGUCGUGGCAGCCACCAACGUCGCGGAAACGUCAAUCACAAUUGAAGACAUCGUUGCUGUCAUUGAUACUGGGAGGGUGAAGGAGACCAGCUUCGAUCCGUACUCGAAUAUGGUCAAGCUUGCUGAGGUGUGGGCAUCGCGAGCAGCAUGCAAGCAGCGGCGCGGCAGAGCCGGCAGAGUGCGAGCAGGAAAAUGCUACAAGCUUUACACCAGGUCCGCAGAGGCAAAGAUGGCAGACAGACCUGAGCCGGAGAUUCGCAGAGUGCCGCUUGAGCAGCUUUGUCUCUCUGUGAAAGCGAUGGGUGUUGCCGACGUUCCAGCGUUCUUGGCCUCAGCUCUAACGCCGCCAGAGAGUCUAGCAGUCGAUGGGGCGCUGAAGUUGCUCGGCCGCAUGGGCGCACUGGAUGGCAGCGAGAUGACGGCUCUCGGAAGACAUCUUUCGCUGAUACCUGCCGACCUGCGCUGCGGCAAGCUGCUGGUUCUUGGUGCCGCUUUCGGGUGUCUAGACCUUGCUCUCACCAUCGCGGCUAUUCUGACUGUCAAGAGCCCAUUCGUCAAUCCCCAGACGAAGCGCGAUGAAUCAAAGGCAGCCAGAGCCAGCUUCGGCGCUUCUAAUGGAGAUCUUAUCUGCGACCUACGAGCCUACCAGGAAUGGAGCGAGCGUCGUUCCCGAGGAGAGCCCACUUCAUCUCUGAGAAGGUGGUGCGACGAAAACUUCCUUUCGCAUCAGACGCUCAUGGACAUCUCGACGAACCGGUUCCAGUACGUCUCGUCGCUCAAAGAGAUUGGCUUCAUUCCGGCCCACUACGACGCCUCGCCUUCCAGCAUGAAAGAUCCCAGCCGAAGCAGCGAUCCUGAAGCACUUAUCCGCGCUCUCGUAGCCGGCGCCUUCCAACCACAGGUCGCCCGUAUCGAGUUCCCAGACACCAAAUUCGCGGCCUCCUCUUCUGGCGCUGUCGCAUUGGACCCUGAAGCUCGAACAAUCAAGUACUUCAAUGAAGAGAACGGCAGAGUAUUCGUUCACCCCAGCUCUACGCUCUUCGACGCCCAAGGCUUCCCCGGCCACAGCGUCUUCAUGAGCUACUUCACCAAGAUGGCGACGAGCAAGAACUUCAUCCGCGAUUUGACGCCGUUUAACGUCUACAGCUUGCUGAUGUUCUCUGGUCCGAUCACGAUUGAUCCGCAAGGGAGGGGACUGCUGGUUGAUGGGUGGUUAAGAUUGAGAGGCUGGGCUCGGAUUGGUGUGCUGGUUUCGAGGCUGCGAACGAUCUUGGACGAUCUGUUGGCUAGGAAGGUCGAUGAUCCUGGUAUGGACAUGUCGACGAGUGCUGUUGUGUCGGUGGUCAGGAAGCUUGUCGAGCUUGACGGAUUGGAUAGGUAG